AUGGCGCCCUCUCAUGCGGUAAGAUGCUGUCAGCGGGGUUUAUCCUGGAUACCUGUGAUUUUCAUCAACCUGGUCGUUUGCUGGUCCUACUACGCGUACGUGGUGGAGCUCUGCAUCUACACAAUCCCGAACGUGGACGAGCAAGUUAUUUAUCUGGUAGUCUUUCAUGCUUUUUUCUUCAUGUUCAUGUGGUCCUACUGGAAGACCAUCAGUUCCAAGCCUACCAACCCCUCAAAAGAGUUCUGUCUCCCUAAGGCUGAGAAAGAGCUGUAUGAGAAAGAGGAGAGACCAGAGGCCCAGCAGGACAUCCUGAAGAGAGUGGCCAGAGAAUUACCUAUAUAUACAUUCACAGGAUCUGGGGCUAUACGCUACUGUGACCGUUGCCAAUUGAUCAAACCGGACAGAUGUCAUCACUGCUCGACCUGCGACAAAUGUGUCUUAAAAAUGGAUCACCACUGUCCAUGGGUCAAUAACUGUGUUGGAUUCUCUAACUACAAGUUCUUUGUGCUGUUUCUGGCCUACUCUAUGCUGUACUGCGUCUAUAUCGCCGCCACAGUUUUGCAGUACUUUAUCAAGUUCUGGACAAAUCAGCUGCCCGACACUCAUGCAAAGUUCCAUGUGUUGUUCCUGUUCUUCGUGGCAGCCAUGUUCUUCAUCAGUAUCCUGUCACUCUUCAGUUACCACCUGUGGCUUGUGGGGAAAAACAGAACCACUAUAGAGGCGUUCAGGGCACCGGUGUUCAGAAAUGGCCCAGAUAAGAAUGGCUUCACGUUGGGUUUCCGCAAGAACAUCACCCAGGUGUUCGGAGACCAGAAGAAGUAUUGGUGCUUGCCCAUUUUCAGCAGUUUGGGUGAUGGUUACACCUUUCCUACCCGCCUAGUCACUGUUGACGCGGAGCAUGGCAACAUUGAACAUCAAACCAUUAAAUGCACUGUUGAUGGACAGACUAACGCCAGACCUUUGAGUGAGUCUCAGAAUCAUCUGCUCUGCAGUGAUGAGGGCCAGAAGGACAGCAGCAUGGCCGCCAUUGAGGUGUGUCAGCCUGUUUGUGUGACCUUGGAGAAUGAGUCCUAAUCAGGACUUUUCAGUGGCACCGGGACAUUUUUCCUCUCUUCAGGAUAUACUGUUGUCCUAUAAGACCUCACGUGGAAGACCGCAGAGCCCUCAGAUACAAUGCCUUAAGGUUAGCAUUAGCAUUAUCUCCAGGAAAGACCAGCGCUCUGGUGGAUGUUUAUGUAUCCGCACAGACUCUUAAGCUCUUCACACCAAACGGAUCUUUAUGACACCAUUUCUCCAUCUGUAUUUGUUUGACCAAAAUACCCUAAGAUGACCUUCAAGUUUGAUUCUUAGUCCUAAAUACAAUGGUUAAUCUCGGGGACUGCUUUAUUUAUAUAGGCCAAAAAGUCAGCCUGGCGUUUUUACCCAAGAUGCACUUUCGUGUGGAAUGAUUUUGCAGAUGUUUACGGAUCUAAAUUAACACGUGCGAGUGCAAUGCAGUAUUUGAUCAGAAUGUGUUCAUUCACUACAGCAGCAUCACCUCAACUAAUACUGUAGAUUAUUUAGUAGGUGUUUUCUAAGUGUUAAUUCUGAAGGAAGUGCAAUGAGGUGUUUAAUACUUUAGAUAAUUACAAAACUGGAACUCUAUAUAGUGUUUAAUAGCUACCUUUCUUUUAAUAUAUAUACAACUAUACCCAUUAAUUCACACUAAGGUUUUUUGUUUUAGCUCAUGCCCAUCAGCAUUAUACUAUCAGCUUUGUGCCUUCAGUUCAGGGUUAGGAUCUGCAGCAGAUGGUGUGAAUCAUGAUGUUAAAGGGAAAGUUCACUCAAAAAUAGGGUUGGGUAUCGUUAGAAUUUCAUCAAUGGCGAUUCCACUUAUUGAUUCCUAGUUUUUAUUUCAUUGUAAAACAUAAAAUAAAAUAUAAAGUCAUUUAGGCCCUGUUCACAAGGGAAUUCACGUUAGUUUUAAUCAGUCUGAUCACUAAUGGACAAACACUUUACAGUGAGGUUGUAAUAGAUAAUGUUAGUUAAUGCAUUCACUAACAUGAACAAACAAUGAAGGAAACAUUUAUUACAGUGUUUGGUCAUGUUUGUUAACCUUUGUUAAUGCAAAUGAAGUUGUUCAUCUUAACUCGCAGUGCAUAAACUAAUGUCGACAAGCAUGAAUUUGGGUUUUAAUAACGCAUUAGUACACGUUAAACUAUGAUUAAAAAAUGCUGAACGUGUGUUAUUCAUUAUUAGCUGAUGUUAGUAAAUAAUGAAGCCUGAAGUGUGACCAAUGGGCAAAGAAGACACACUAUAUAGGCGACUGAUGCAACAUUUAUAUUUUACAUGAAAAAAAAUCUUAAUUAGCAUUUGCAGAUCAAUGAAACACACUUCAUCAAUAAGCUAGCCUACUUUAUGCAUUAAAUAAUGA
Messenger RNA from Danio aesculapii, 2413 nucleotides. It is a transcript of the gene zdhhc20a, whose product is annotated as zinc finger DHHC-type palmitoyltransferase 20a. The transcript has 13 exons. Bases 1 to 1074 code for a protein of 357 amino acids. Gene Ontology annotation, molecular function: protein-cysteine S-palmitoyltransferase activity. Gene Ontology annotation, biological process: peptidyl-L-cysteine S-palmitoylation; synaptic vesicle maturation; protein targeting to membrane. Gene Ontology annotation, cellular component: endoplasmic reticulum; Golgi apparatus. NCBI's taxonomy places the organism in Eukaryota, Metazoa, Chordata, Actinopteri, Cypriniformes, Danionidae. The record is from RefSeq and is a predicted model, not a curated record.